Paramacrobiotus metropolitanus is the source of this 1450-nucleotide messenger RNA. Its product is annotated as homeobox protein Nkx-2.1-like. Gene Ontology annotation, molecular function: RNA polymerase II cis-regulatory region sequence-specific DNA binding; DNA-binding transcription factor activity, RNA polymerase II-specific. NCBI's taxonomy places the organism in Eukaryota, Metazoa, Tardigrada, Eutardigrada, Parachela, Macrobiotidae. Gene Ontology annotation, cellular component: nucleus. The record is from RefSeq and is a predicted model, not a curated record. Gene Ontology annotation, biological process: cell differentiation; regulation of transcription by RNA polymerase II.
UUGAGAUAGGAAAUGUGUUUGUGCUGAGGAUUAUCGAAGACUUACCAUAUAAAUGCAAGCCUCCUUGGCUCAAGUUUAGUUUUUGUUCUUGGCGAUGCUCUUGUUGCUAUUAGUUGGAUGGGUCGUAUCGAGAGUCAAUUCGUCCAUUGAGUUUUGUAUCCGCCAGUCGCUAGCAGCGCUAUUCGCACGACACACCGGCACCAUCGACGAGAGAGUUCCAUCAGUGCAAUCAUCAUCAUAUCUUGAUAUACCAGUGUGUUUCGGCUACAAUUAAGUGCUUAUGUGUGUAUACUCCACUAGUGUAUUCGGCCGCUAUCGAUAGCCGGUGCAGUGGCUGUGGUUGCUGGGCUCUGCUUCAUAGUCGCGCGAAGAGCCCUCCAAGCCUUACUUGUUGGGCACUUGUUCUUGUUGAGCUUCCACUAUCAUACAGUGAGACCCCCAUACAUUUUGUGCUGGUUAUGCAGUUUAUAGUCAUAUCAUAAUAAUAAGCACAUUUUCUUUCCGCGACGCCAAGUGUACCUUUGGUUUGUUAUCCCAAGUGGAUUGAUCCUUUGCUGCGUGUUGUGGAUACGUGUAUAGUCCGGUGACCUUCCCCCGGCAGACACAAAACACACAACACAUCAUGAAUAUGUCGCAUAAUAGCAGCGGCCCGGGUGCGUACGGGAUGCACGGCAUGGGAAGCCAGUUGUCGCACACGGCGCAUCAGUUCUCGGCGGGAUCCUACUGUAACGGCUCAUCGGCCGCCGACUUCUCCACGGGCCAUCAUCCCUAUGCCGAUCAUUCGGCGGUGAUGCGCCCGGUGGCCGGCAGCAGCUGGUAUGGCUCCUCGGUGUCCGCUCCGGAUCCGCGGUUCAUGUCGCGGCUGAUGGCACCCAACCAUAUGGGUAUGGGCAUGAACUCGCUGGCGGGAUUCAGUUCCUGUGGGGUGGGUGUGGGCGGUGGCGGUGUGGACAGUAAGGGCGGUGGAUUGCAUCAGUUUCCCCUCGGGCAGCGACGGAAGCGGCGGGUGUUGUUCUCGCAGCAUCAGGUGCUGGCGUUGGAGCAUCGGUUUAAAACGCAGAAAUACCUCUCCGCGCCCGACCGGGAACUGCUGGCUAACAGCAUCGCGCUGACCCCAACACAGGUGAAGAUAUGGUUUCAAAACCACCGCUAUAAAUGCAAACGCCAAGAAAAGGAAAAGAAGAUGCAGACCACCGCUUCCGACAACAACAGCCAAUCCUCGCAAUCCUCUCCGCGCCGCAUCGCCGUCCCGGUGCUGGUCAAAGACGGCAAACCGACCAACAACACCUCCACCGGCUCCUCGCAGCACACCUACGCCGACGACUCCUCCUAACGACGCCUCCAGUCCCUCACUAUCCCCCGAUCCCAGCGGGCCCGGGGUCAAAUGCGAACCCCCCACCGGGGGACCGCCUGGUGCCGGUGCCCUGAACAAUACCCCCGGUGUCCUCAU